UGCGUCUUUAAGAAAUUGGUUAACACCCCCUUGAAGAAGACAUUGUUGUGUGGGUGUGAUAGCUGCAGCUUGAAACAUUACACAGAGCUUAAAGGACUUCAGAAGGGGAUGAGACGAGGAGGCUGUGACGCCCAAGCUUUUUCCUGUCUUUGUUUUGUGAAGAUAUCCAGAGAAACAGUAUGUCAGGCUGGGGUCGUUUCUGCGAACAGGCUGUUCUGCAGAACGGGCUGGUUCUGAUCCUGACUGUGCUGGUUGUCAACGUAGCAGGUCAAUGCAGUAAUCCUCCAAGUGUACAGAAUGCUGUUCUAAAUGACCAGUCUCAAUUAUUAAAUGAUUUCCCAGAGGGAACUGCUGUUACGUAUGAAUGUAACCCAGGAUAUAGAAGAGCGAGUGGAUCUCCAUCAAUCUCCUGCAGUAACGGCCAGUGGAGUCAACCGACAUUAACAUGUGAAAAAAAGUCCUGUGGUUCUCCUGGAGAGAUACUGAAUGGAAGAUAUGAUCUGUCUGAAGGUAUCCUGUUCGGUGCCAAAGCUAGAGUCAUCUGUGAUGAAGGGUACCAGUUGGUGGGCAGAGAAAGACUUUGCUUCGCUGAUGGCUGGAGUUCGGACGUUCCUCUUUGUGAGGUUGUUUCAUGCCCUGAUGUAUCCAUUACAAAUGGCAAAAAAGUAUCAGGAUGACUGCCACCCUAUGGAUACAAAAGUUUUAUUACCUUUGAAUGUGAUUCUGGCCACAAAGUGAAUGGCACCUUGACCAUUACCUGUGGAGUCAAUGGCUGGUCCUCUGAACCUCCAACAUGUUACAGAGCUACCCAGGAAAGUUACCUGGAGGUCCUGCUGAAGAUGAUAAAAGAGGAGUUGGCAAAGGAAAAA
Messenger RNA from Lepisosteus oculatus (spotted gar), 869 nucleotides. RefSeq names its product complement decay-accelerating factor-like. The record is from RefSeq and is a predicted model, not a curated record. Gene Ontology annotation, biological process: negative regulation of complement activation, classical pathway. NCBI's taxonomy places the organism in Eukaryota, Metazoa, Chordata, Actinopteri, Semionotiformes, Lepisosteidae.